Molecule: messenger RNA, 2892 nt
Organism: Labrus mixtus (cuckoo wrasse)
Lineage: Eukaryota; Metazoa; Chordata; Actinopteri; Labriformes; Labridae
Product: apoptosis regulator BAX-like
Exons: 6
Coding region: 153-731 (192 amino acids)
Biological process (GO): intrinsic apoptotic signaling pathway in response to DNA damage; positive regulation of apoptotic process; mitochondrial fusion
Cellular component (GO): mitochondrial outer membrane
Molecular function (GO): protein homodimerization activity; protein heterodimerization activity; channel activity
Source: RefSeq, a predicted model, not a curated record
GACAUCACACGUCACGUCACGUCAAGUGUUACGCAGAUUAGCACACUUGAGAAGCCUGCACUCGCUCUCCUCAGCAGCUGUGCCACAAACAAAUAAAAACGGUGUCACAUGAGUGUACGGAAAUACUAAAAGACCUAAACACACACAACAAGAUGGCAUCACACCCGGGAGGAGGCGAUCAAGGCAGUACUACAGAUCAGAUACUGGAAGUGGGAGCUGUUUUGUUAAAGGAUUUCAUCUAUGAGCGGGUUCGGCGGCAUGGAGACAGUAAUGCUACAGUGACCCGGGCGCAGCUGGGCGGAGGUGAGCUGUGUGACCCGAACCACAAGAAGCUCGCCCAGUGCCUGCAGCAGAUUGGCGAUGAGCUCGAUGGGAAUGUGGAGCUCCAAAGGAUGAUAAACAAUUCAUCAAUCAGUCCCACGAAAGACAUGUUUGUGAAAGUCGCCGUAGAGAUCUUUUCAGAUGGGAGGUUCAACUGGGGCCGGGUUGUUGCCCUGUUCUACUUCGCCUGUCGCCUUGUCAUCAAAGCUCUUAUGACCCAAGUUCCUGAUAUCAUCAGAACAAUAAUCAGCUGGACCAUGGACUACCUCCGGGAAAAUGUGAUUAACUGGAUCAGGGAGCAAGGUGGCUGGGAGGGGAUUCGGUCCUACUUUGGCACUCCCACAUGGCAGACCGUGGGAGUUUUCUUGGCUGGUGUUCUCACCACUGUUCUAGUCAUUCGCAAGAUGUGAGCGAUAUAAGGAAGGGAUGCAAGAGACGGACGGCAAAAAAAAGUACUACGGAGAACCAGAUGUUGACACUUAAAAGAAAAACAAAAGGAAGUAAUGUCAGAAUAAACGAGUGGAACAAGAGGAAUCUCGAUGAAUUUGGACAUGAGGAGCGACUUUUCGUUUCCGCCUCCCUUUCAUUUUCAUGAUUGGGAAUUAGACUGAACGCACUGUCGUACCCAUGGUCCUACGCCGCUGAGGGAGUGAGCGGUGCAUGACUACAUGCACAAAAUCGAGAGGGGGUGGGAGGGUUGGUCAGACUUGAACAAGGAAUGCAUUUUAAAUAAUUUAUUUUUUACUUAGUACAGAUUUAAAAAGUCACUGCAAUGUGUUUUCAAAACAAUAUAUGAGAUAAAGACGUGGAAGUUACAUUUCUCUCAGCACUAUUUUCCUUUUAAGUUUUAUUUCUGUUCUACUCGGAUUGCAUUUCUGUUAGUUCCACUCUCACCAUGAGUCUCAACGAGGUGUGUAUGCUUUCUGUCUUCUUCACUUUGUUAGUGUUAACUGGUGUCAAUCUGUGAUGGUGGGAUGGCAAUGAAACCUGAAUGGGAUUUGUCACAUUCUAUUAAGUUAAAAUAUGAUUUGUUUUGCAAAGAUUAAUUAGAUGUACCGAGAAGAUGCGAAAUAGAGAAAUUACGUCUGGGCAAAAAAAAAAAAAUGUACCCCUUCGAUGCACAGCUAAACCUUAUUCAAGCUAAUAUAAGUACCACCUCAAAGAUUUGUAUAAAAGCCGUUUCCACAUUUGCACUCCUGAAAAUGUCUAAAGAAUUUCAAGAGGACUUCCCCUGAAAUCAUCCUGAUCUGGUCAAUCACACAUGCGCCUCACAGCAGGAGACUAGUCCUGUUGGAUGGGAGGGGGGGGUCGGGGGGGGUUUCUGUAGUUCGGCCAAACCUGGUCAAUAGAAAUUGUAAUGCAUCAGUUAAAUCCCAUGCGCGGAGGUCGUACCAGUUGCGUACAUACAACCUUUGGCCGUGCACCGAUCGCAGGGAAAUAAGAUCACCACCCCUCCAACUCGCUUGAGCUAUAUUCCCCGUGAUUUAUAUCGUGCUGCGUUCUCACAUCAGCUUACCUGGACUUUCUGCGGAAAGAAAUACUAGGAGGCUGGCAGGAGAAACUCUGGAUAAAGUCAGAGUGAAAAAGUUGUCUGUUUGCCUUCACACAUGCAGCUCAUUCUGAAAACUUCAGAAGUUUUGUGCAAGUGUGAAAGCACUUAAUGUUCCCAUUUACAUUCAUCCCAUGUAACAAAUGUAUAGCUUAUGGAACAUUUCGUUGUAGGCUGCCUUUAGGCAUUUGACCAGCAUUGUGACCUUAAUGUGGCUCCCAAAAAAAAAAAUAGUUUCAAAUGCAGAGACGUGUGAGCCAUAAACUGUAAAUAUUAGUGGACGAACCCACAGCCCCCCUGUUAAUACAGGCUGUCUCAUCCGAACUUUACGUCAACCUAGCGUCAAGCUAAGAGGUGGAAUGGGUGCAGGUCCUACGCCUCUUGACAAAUGGUUGCCCGCCUGUCAGACCAGCUACACGCUAACGCUUCUCCUUCAAAAAAUAAAAAUGGAUGAGUUAUCCAAAAAUUCACCACCUGUUAAAUGUGUGUUGAUGGAGACAUUAGCUAGUCAUGCCAAUGUCUUUUUCUGAACCAGGCUUUUUUUUUUUUUGAAUGGGUGUUUAUGUGACUUCCGGUGCAUCUGCAGCCAGCCCCAAGCUGACACUCAACGAACUGCAGGAUUUGCACUAAUGCAUUGAUUUCAUUUCUCAAUACCUGAGGUUGCCGCCUGGUAUGAACAGAUAUUCCAUGUUGUCUUUGGAAGAAGUUGCUCCACAGACAAAGAAAGCACUUGAUUCCUUAGAGAUGCUUACCUCACGUCACACAAUUUCCAAGUACUGUAUUUUAUGUGAGCAAUUCAAACUGCAAUCAUACCUACACAACAAACAGCUUUUUUUUAUAGCCUAAAUGCUCCUUGUUUGUCAGUGCCUUGGUGUUUUUUUUACAAUGAAAUCACUUUCAUAUUCUCAAAUUUACUCUUUUUCUAUCACAUUUGUAAAGUUGAAAUCAAUUUCAAGUCUCCCUGAAAAUCUUUUUGCAGUGACCUUGUAUGUUGUAAUAUUGAAAAUAAAUCUUUAACUUAC